AUGUCGUCCGAUUGGGUCAUUGUUUGCCCAUUGCCCGGCUCUGCUCUGCGACCGGCGCCCGAGUCCUCAUCUGCCUUUGACGUUGGCUUCCUCAAUGAAUCACCGCGACCAAGACACAUGGUGCGGAGUCUUGAAAACGACAAGCCCUUCAAGAGGCUCGUCGACCAGGAGAAGCUCAAGUCGAAGACUUUCAAACGGGGCUGCGGGAGCGCGCAGCUGUUGAAGACAAGCAAAUCAGGGCCACUGGCAGAAGAGACACAUGAAGCAGAGAUUUCACAAGCGCAUACGAUGCUUGAGCCACAGAGAGAGCAAAAGUCAUUGUCACCACAGCAUACCUCGUUACUAACAGAUGGCUCACCCGAUACAAAGGCCCGCGAGCUGGAAUGGCUUCUCAACGAGAUGGGUGACGACCUGCGCGGUCUCAAAGUCGGCAUCGAAGACUGCUAUCAGCUACUCGAGCCCGCCGACCAAGGCAACACGCUUGUUGUCAGCACACCACGGACCGAGGCCGUCAAAGGCCAUAUCACCCGCCUCGGCACGCGUAUCACGAAAGGCAUGGUUAACCUCAAGAUGCGCACCCUGCCUCCGCAGACUCUCUCUAUCGAUCCCCACCAUCCUAUAACCAUUGCUCCGCUGGACGACCUCAGCAUCCUACUCGCCCGCUCCAUCGAACUGCUCAACAUCACCCUCACACACGCUUACCCAGAGAAAUCGUCGACAUCCUCCUCGGAAACGGCCCACGCCCUUCGCCCUGCUCCUAAAAUCGGCACAUUUUUGGCUGCACAGCUGCGCGUCCUUGCCCAAGCUCUUCAGGACGCCUCGGCCAUCUUGCGCGGGCCAGCCCUUACGACGUCCGACCCCGCGUGGUCCUCCCGCUCCGCCGCCCUCUCCCACUUCCUGCCCCAACUACCUCCGGGCAUCAGCUUCUACAUUGGCCUCCAGGAGAGUCAGCUCGUCUUGUGGCUGCGCGCUCUCGAACCGGCAGACAUGCCGGUCAACCUCGGCAUGAAGUUUGCGCUGGCGCUGGGCACGGCGCGACGUAUUGAACAUGAUGAGGCCGAUCGCGUCUUCAACUACUGCUGUGAGGACGGCAGCGCCAAGGGUCUGCAUGGCCCACCACCUCCCGGUGCUGCUGGAUCCGAUUCCGGACAUGACAGUGGUACGGGCACUGGCUCUUCCACGCCCGAAGGUCCUGCGCGCAUCUACGUGCGGGAAAAGAUCCGCGUCGAGAGUGCCGACCCGAGUUUGCUCAGCCUGAGCGCCAAAUUGAACGCCUUGAGCCACGCCCUUGUACAUAUACGAAGAAAUCUGGCCGCUGUGAUGGACGAGGAGAUUGACGAAUAG
This is a messenger RNA of Sporothrix schenckii 1099-18, 1344 nucleotides long. RefSeq names its product 37S ribosomal protein rsm22. Gene Ontology annotation, cellular component: RAVE complex. The record is from RefSeq and is a predicted model, not a curated record. NCBI's taxonomy places the organism in Eukaryota, Fungi, Ascomycota, Sordariomycetes, Ophiostomatales, Ophiostomataceae. The coding region runs from base 1 to 1344 and encodes 447 amino acids. The transcript has a single exon.